This is a messenger RNA of Hibiscus syriacus, 1905 nucleotides long. Its product is annotated as F-box/kelch-repeat protein At1g67480-like. Bases 508 to 1653 code for a protein of 381 amino acids. Gene Ontology annotation, molecular function: protein binding. Lineage: Eukaryota; Viridiplantae; Streptophyta; Magnoliopsida; Malvales; Malvaceae. The record is from RefSeq and is a predicted model, not a curated record. The transcript has 4 exons.
GAUCUAGCUUACUAUGUUUCUUAUGAUGUUGGAAAAGAACACAGGGCUUUCUGUUGUUAGAACUUGUAUUUCCAGCUUGAUUUUUCUUGCUGGGAUUGAUAAUUGGUUGUCCUGCCUGUUGCUUUAAUUUUCUGUAAAUCCCCGGUGUCGUCGAAAUGGAAGUUAUUGGGGGCUAAAACUGCCGAAUUUUAUGCUCAUAAGAGGUAUUCGGGCGAUGUGUGUGGAAAGGAACGGAUGCAAAGGAGUGGGGAAAGCUUCACCAGGUGUGACGGUCGAUAACUACUCGAAUAGCAGGGCCUUCGGCAUGGAUUAUAAACCAGAAUGGACUAGGAAUAGAUUAUCGUCGACAUUAACAGCUCAAGUGAUCCGUUCCGCUACGUUGCUUAUGCCUUGGUGUUGUAAAAUCCCUAUAGGUGAUGGAUUUCAUGAGUUCCUUUAAUUAGUAGACUAGCAUUUAUAGAAUUAUCGACGCAUUCUUUCGGGAAAUUUUGAGAAAUCGUUUAGAAAAUGCCUGGUUUUGUGAGAGACAAGAAGAGAAUCACAGAACUUACCUCCCCCGUUAUGCAAGAUACACUGAUUCAUUCGAAAGGCAAUCCACAUCCAUAUUCUCUGGCCAUCGAUGAAUUAGGCUGCCCGCUGCUUCCGGGGCUUCCCGAUGAUGUGGCCAAGUAUUGCCUUGCCCUUGUUCCUCGUCCCAGCUUCCUCGCCAUGGGCAGCGUAUGCAAGAGGUGGAGAUCGUUUAUUCAAAGCAAAGAAUUCUUAACGGAGCGAAAGAUAGCCGGAAUGCUUGAAGAGUGGCUUUAUGUUCUGACAAUGGAUUCCGAAGGAAAGGAAAGCCACUGGGAGGUUUUGGAUUGCUUGGGGCAGAGACGCAGGCUUCUUCCACCGAUGCCUGGCCCCGAAAAAGUCGGUUUCGGGAUAACUGUCCUUAAUGGAAAGCUCCUUGUGUUAGCGGGCUAUUAUGUAAUCAACGGGACUGCCUCUGCGUCAGCUGACGUUUACCAAUACGAUUCUUGCCUCAACAGCUGGAACAAACUCGCAGACUUGAAUGUUGCGCGCUAUGAUUUCGCUUGUGCGGAGGUGAACGGCGCGGUUUACGUCGUCGGAGGAUAUUGGGCCGAAGGCGAGAGCCUCUCCACUGCAGAGGUGUACGACCCUGAUACAGAUAAGUGGACCCUCAUCGAAAGUCUACGCCGGCCUCGUUGGGGUUGUUUUGCGUGUGGCUUGAAUGGUAAACUCCACGUACUGGGCGGUUGGUCGAGUUUCACCAUCGGAAACUCGAGGUUUGUCGAUGUAUACAACCCCGAGAAGCACAGUUGGUGCGAGAUGAAAAACGGUUGCGUGAUGGUCACCGCCCAUGCCGUGCUGGAGAAGAGCCUUUUCUGCAUGGAGUGGAAGAGCCAACGGAAGCUGGCAAUCUUCAACCCGGACGACAAUUCCUGGAAGAUGGUUCCGGUGCCAUUGACUGGGAGCACAAGCAUAGGGUUCCGUUUCGGGAUACUGGACGGAAAACUUCUGUUAUUCUCGGUGGACGGAGACCCCGGUUACCACACCCUUCUGUAUGAUCCGAAUGCGGCUCCGGGUUCGGAAUGGCAAACUUCUGAUAUAAAGCCAUCUGGUUCGUGCCUAUGCAGUGUGACAAUUAAAGCUUGAAAGAAGCAUGGCAUGGCCUGUGGGUUAAUUAAGGAUCUCAAAUGACCAAUUCCAUUCAAGUUCGUGUUAAGACUAAUUUGGUUCCGAGCCUUUUGUGUUGAGAUUGAACUUGUUAAUUGGAUUCCUGUUUUACAAUUUACCUUCUGCUUUUUCUUCUCAAGGUUUCCUGCUCGUAUCUCUCGGUCUAAUUCUGUCGUCAGUCCUUGUAUACUUCAAUUUUUUUUAAAUUUAACCUCAGUUUUUAAAACCAGA